This is a messenger RNA of Cutaneotrichosporon cavernicola, 4074 nucleotides long. RefSeq lists its product as uncharacterized. The transcript has 6 exons. NCBI's taxonomy places the organism in Eukaryota, Fungi, Basidiomycota, Tremellomycetes, Trichosporonales, Trichosporonaceae. Gene Ontology annotation, molecular function: calcium:proton antiporter activity. The record is from RefSeq and is a predicted model, not a curated record. The coding region runs from base 1 to 4074 and encodes 1357 amino acids. Gene Ontology annotation, cellular component: endomembrane system; membrane. Gene Ontology annotation, biological process: calcium ion transmembrane transport; intracellular calcium ion homeostasis.
AUGACAGACAAGGUCAAGGACGCGACAGGCACCGACACGGUCCCCUCUGACUCUAACCCAUCGUCCCGAGUUGGGCAGGGGCAGACCCAGACGGGAAGAAGCAGCAGCGCGGUUACGCCUUCCCCAGCUGCAACCAUCCGUCCUGCUGCUAGAGUCCAGCCGCCCUCGCCCUUGGGCAUUACCGGCAUGCCUCCCCACACCUUCUCUGCCACAACACCCCAAAGAUCGUUAGGCCGUGGGCGCCCGAGACCACCUACAAACUUUGGCAUUGGUGACAACAGUACACCGCAGACUCCACUCUCACCUCCUCAAGAACCUGGCGUGCCAAUCCCACGUCGCCAUCGCGACUCGAGCGUCUCAUCUGUGACCGACGACGAGGAUCACGCAACGCCACGUAACACCAGUUACUUUCCCCACAUGCCAGAGUCGCGCCGCGUGAGCGAAGUGCGUGGGCUGCCUUCGGGUGCUCAGUCACCUUUUCCCCCGACAACUGGCUCGGGCCGUCCCGGCCGUCUCAGGCUUACGGCGACUGCACCCGCAUCGGCUGCUCCCUCGCGUUCCGCGUCGCGCGUCCGCCUCCCCCAACUCAAGGAUAAUGAUGAUCAGGAUGACGAGCUCACCGUCACUGACCGCGGUGAGGAGCUCAUCCGCCGUCGUCAGAAGGAGCGCAAGCGUGCCAAGCGCGAGCGAGAGCGUCUCCUCGCCGCCGAGCUUGAGCUUGAUGAGGAAGAGGAGCCCGGAGGGAUCCCUCCCGCGUCGGCAGUGAGCGAAGGAAGCAUGCUCCUGCCGCAGCCAACCGAGAGCCCCUUGCGUGGGUACACUGCAGGGCCAAACACGUCACGUCACCAUGCCCCCAGUGGGAGCCGGCUCAUUUCAGGGAGCGCCCUGGUGUCCCCUCGUCCGGUCUCUGACAGCGUCGAGCGCGAACCGUCUUCGGCUGGUGACCCACGUGCCGAGUCGGUGCGAUCGCGUGCCGACGGUGACGAAGACAUGGACCGUGGAUUCAUGUCUCCCAAUGUCGAGGCCACCACGGAUGGGUACCGUUCCGACAGCGAGGGAUCCGCCAUGGACGACAACGAGGACUCGGACGAUGUCAGCCCAGACGACGGCGAGGGCGUCACCGUCAAGGAUCGGCAGGACGCCAUCAACAUUGAGCACCCCUUCGGUCUGCCCAUCUGGAAGCCCGCGCUGUACCGCAAGUCACGCUCGGUGACGCGCAAUGCCGAAGCGGCGCUGCACUCGGCCCCUACGAGCGAUAGCGACAACUUACUGCUCGGUAAUGUCUUCUGGCUCGUCGUGUUCGGCUGGUGGCUCGCUCUUCUUUGCUUCUUCGCGUCUAUGCUGGUUAGCGGCGCCGAGGUCCUCGCGGGUGGGCGUGGCGGGUACGGUCGCCUCACCAGGGGCCUGGCUUGGUACCUCUGGUGGCCGUUUGGCAAGUAUGUCGAGGGCGAAGGCGCGCCUCACGAGGACUCGAGCAGCAGCGACGAGGAGCACCAUGACCACCACGACGAGGAGAAUCACACUAGCAGCUACGGAGCGACAUUGACAAGUGAUGCGUCCCGUCGUGCACCCUCAGCCUCGACGUCGUCGUCGACCACUGUGCGCCAGACUGCGGCAUCGGCUCUCGAUAUGCUCCCGGACGAACCGCACACGCCGCAGGCGUCGACCAUGCAUCAACAAGCGGACCGCAAGCCGGGCGUUUCUUUUGCGCCUGGCUGCAAGGCUGAUUCUCCCGGGCUCGAGAACGUCCCGCUCCUCCACAAGCCUCCUGCGACCGCGUGCUUCCGGAAGCAUGUGAACAAGCGCGCCAAGCUUGCCGGCUCGCUCGUCUACUGGCCCUUGUUCUGCCUCAUCAUCGCACCCUCCAUGCUCAUCAUCUGCAUCGUCUGCUGGUUCCUUGUCGUCACGAUCCCCAUGGCCAAGCUCAACUGGGAGCUCCUCGGGCUCUUGUGGAACCGCCCGCUCGAGAUCGGCUUCCGGCCUCCUCCUACCGUUCCUGUGUACGAACCUCCACCUGCAUCGGACGAGAGUGAGAACGGCAACGGCGACGUCUCCGACUCGCCAACUGGAUACACGAUGCGUCGUGUCCGCAUCAACGCCGGCCAGGUCGCUCCCACUCCCGGUCCAACCUCCACGGUCCUUCUGUGCGUCUACCGCGCGGUUGGUCUCCAAUAUUACAAGUACACUGUGGGCGGUGUGAACAUCAUGUUCAUCAACCUCAUGCCGAUCGUCCUCUUCGCCAUCAUUGACGGCUUGAUCAUCCUCCCCGCCGUGGAGCAUCGCCACGAGCAUGGCCAGACCGUACCCAAGUGGUUGCAAUUCAUCGCCGAUCCCGCGCUCGUCUUCCUCCUCGGCCUCGCCUCCGUCAUCCCGCUCUCGUACUUUAUUGGUAUGGCCGUCGCCUCGAUCUCGGCGCAGUCGUCCAUCGGCAUGGGUGCUGUGAUCAACGCGACCUUUGGCUCCAUCAUCGAGAUUGUGCUGUACAGCAUUGCACUGAAGCAGGGCAAGGGGAGGCUUGUAGAGGGUUCGAUCGUCGGUUCCAUUCUUGCGGGUGUUCUUCUCAUGCCUGGCAUGUCGAUGUGCUCCGGCGCGCUCAAACGCAAGGAGCAGAAGUUCAACGCCAAGUCGGCUGGUGUCACUUCGACCAUGCUUAUCAUGGCAAUCAUUGGUGUCCUAACGCCCACAAUGUUCUACCAGUCGUACGGCAACUUCGAGUUGCGCUGCGAGGGUUGCCCUCUGCCUGACGAGGGUGGCGUGCUCAACCCUGGCGACUCGUGGCGUUGCGACCGCUGCUGGUACCAGCACCCCGAUCCGGUAACGGACCCGUUCUACCAGAGCAACGUCAAGGUGCUCAUGUACAUCUGUGCAGGGAUCCUGCUUCUCUCAUACCUGAUUGGCCUGUGGUUCUCGCUUCGCACGCACGCGUCGCAGAUCUGGCAGAACCCUCAGCAACUCAUGCAGAAGGAGGCUGAGCAGCUCCAGCUUCCUCGCGCUCAUCUGGCCCGCAUCACUCCAUCCAACGUCAACAACCCCAUUCUGCCGGUACACAGCAAGCCGGAGUCCAUUCGCAAGGGUGUGUCGCCGAUGCGCCCAAUGACUGCGGCAUCGACGGUACAGCCGUCGCCUCACGCGACUCGCGGCCGCGACGGUGAGGUGUCACCGCGUUCUGGUACCUCUCCAUUGAAGUACGGUAUCCAGGCGUCGCCGCGCCAGUCUGUGCGUCCGGAGCUCACAGACGGGCAGCACGGCGGCCAGGUGGGAUCAGUUGUGACCCAGGAGAUUCCGCACACCGGCUACACGCCGUAUCUCCACGCGCUGGAGCAGAAUCGCCACAUGGACUCGAUGGGGCUUGGGCCUCAGCUCACGCAGGAGGACUUCCGGCGCGCGGUGCACACGCUCGCGGCGGUCACCGCGAUGCAGCGCAAGGGCGAGACUACUGCGCAUCCGCACACCGAGGAGGAGGCAGGUGGGCACGAGGCGCCAUCAUGGACGCGUGGAAUGUCCGCGGCUGUGCUGCUGGGCUGCACGUUGCUUUAUGCGGCGAUUGCCGAGGUGCUCGUUGACGUCGUCGACGUUGUGCUGGCCGGCUCAGGAGUGGACGAGAAGUUCCUCGGCCUCACUCUUUUCGCGCUUGUCCCGAACACGACCGAGUUUAUGAACGCCAUGUCGUUUGCGCUACAUGGCAACAUCGCGCUGUCGAUGGAGAUCGGCUCGGCGUACGCGCUCCAGGUCUGUCUCCUGCAGAUCCCGGCCAUGGUUGCGUUCUCAGCGUGGUACAGCCCCGAGGACUUUGGCGACGUGGUCGACACGUUUACUCUCAUCUUCCCGCGCUGGGACGUCAUCGCCAUCAUCCUCGGCAUCUUCCUGCUCACGUACACUUACAUCGAGGCGCGUGCAAACUACCAUCGCGGCUCGAUCCUUGUGCUCUCGUAUUGCGUGCUCAUGCUCGGCUUCUACUUCGCCCCUGUGCGGCCCGUCGAUGACGAGGGCGUUAUCGUCGGUGGCCCGUGGUUGAAGGCCGCUGGCAGCGUGGCCGACAGCAUGUCCGUGGCCAUCACCAAGCUGUGGGGUUAG